Molecule: messenger RNA, 984 nt
Organism: Brassicogethes aeneus
Lineage: Eukaryota; Metazoa; Arthropoda; Insecta; Coleoptera; Nitidulidae
Source: the annotation of a GenBank genome assembly
UCGAUAGAGGGCGAGCAUUCAAAAAACACGUUGAAUUUGACGUUUUAAAAAAUACCGGCCUUUUGGAAUUAAAUUGCUGAAUAACUCAAAGAUUGUGAACAUUUUAAGUGCAUAUAUUAAUUCAAAUUGUUAACUUUAAAAAUGUCUGAUAGAAGAGCGAGAAGUCGUUCCCCCUACGAAAAGAAAGCGAGUUCAUCAAAAGAACGAAAACAUAGAAGUUAUUCAAGAAGUCCCAGCGGUUAUAGAACAUCGCAUAGAAGAUACAGUCAAAAUGGAUCUUCGAGUCACAGGGAUAACCCUAAACCUUCAAGGUGUUUGGGUAUUUUCGGUUUAUCCCAUUACACAACUGAAGAUGAGUUGUACAACAUUCUCAGAAAAUUUGGUCCCAUUGAAAAAGUACAACUUGUACUUGAUGUUAAGUCCGGUAGAUCCAGAGGAUUUUCUUUUGCGUAUUUCGAGAAUGUGGAAGACGCUCAAAUAGCAAAAAAAGAAUGCUCUGGAAUGAGAGUUGAUGGUAAAACUAUUCGAGUGGACUAUUCCAUAACAGCAAGGGCCCAUACCCCCACUCCUGGCGUAUACAUGGGCAAAUCUACAAGUUAUGAAAGGGCAUAUUACAGAGGGGAAAGAGUGCCAUAUAGAGGCUAUAGAUAUUACCAAAGGAGCCCAUCUCCAUACUACAGGCGCACUCGCCGUUAUGAAAGGUCCACCUCUAGAAGCUACUCCCCAAGGCGCUAGCUUCGUUUUUUUAAGUAUUAAUACCCUGCCCAUUCCUAGAAUGACUCGUUUAUUUUUUAACUUAUUUUAUUUAUUUUUUUGUUUUAAAAUUUUAAAAACUACCACAGAUGUAUUUUAGAAUAUUCCGUUUAGUUUUUUAUUCGCAGUUUUAUAAUCUGUUUUCUUUAAGAGAAUAUGUUGUGUUUUAACUGUUUUUAACACUUGACUGAUUUGUUUAUGAGAAUUAAUAAAUGUUUAUUUUCGUACUAA